CUUCAUUUGUUCCACAGAACGGUGCCCAACGGGAUACACAGGCCGAGGUAAAAACUGUUACGAUUUUGUAGAGACCCCGGCCAGUUUCCAGGACGCAGAACGGCAUUGUGUCCAGGACGGCGCCAUACUGGUUCGCAUCGACCCCAAUAAGAUGCACGUUUACAAGCGUCUGCAGCGCGCGGCUAGUCGAACUGGCUCUGACGUGUGGAUCGGACUGAGUGACAGGGUGACCGAAGGGACGUUGACCUGGAGCAAUGGUGACCCCUACAAGAUAAAGAAGAGCAAGCGCAACAAGUUCUGGGCCAAACGUGCUUGGGGACAGAACAGCGAGGAUAAAGAUUGUGUUUACAUGAGUAGGAGCGAUAAGUACCGUUGGCGCUUUGGCAACUGUGACGAUGAACGUUCCUUUAUCUGCAGGUUCAUGGGUUAAAACUGCAUUUAUCGUAACCCUCCUUGCUCUCCAAGCAAAUAUCUUUAGCGUAUUCUAAUUCCUAUAAUUCUCUAUGUAUUAACAUAAUAUUAUAGCCCUGACAGUCCCUUAACUGUUGUCUUGCUGACUUUUUUUACACAGUAUUUUCAAAUAAUUUAAGGUCUUCAUCAGGUCAUAGAUCCUUGAUUUUUGU
Molecule: messenger RNA, 623 nt
Organism: Branchiostoma belcheri (Belcher's lancelet)
Lineage: Eukaryota; Metazoa; Chordata; Leptocardii; Amphioxiformes; Branchiostomatidae
Product: C-type lectin domain family 4 member M-like
Exons: 2
Coding region: 152-430 (92 amino acids)
Molecular function (GO): signaling receptor activity
Source: RefSeq, a predicted model, not a curated record